This is a messenger RNA of Gavia stellata (red-throated loon), 1559 nucleotides long. RefSeq names its product GRAM domain containing 2B (gene GRAMD2B). The transcript has 14 exons. Lineage: Eukaryota; Metazoa; Chordata; Aves; Gaviiformes; Gaviidae. Bases 1 to 1317 code for a protein of 438 amino acids. The record is from RefSeq and is a predicted model, not a curated record.
AUGAUGAGAAAAGGGAAUUCCUUGGAGGACUCCGAUUUUCAUUCUGAAAGUCAGAACAGCUUCCGAAAGUCAAGUAACGACACCCCAGUCAGCCCUACAGAGAGUUUCGGAUCAGUAUUUAUAAGUUCAGAUGGAGAAAAUGGAACAGAUGAAAAAAGAAAGGCAGGAAAAUCACCUACUCUGUUGCUGCAGACCCCUACCAGUGAAAUGGAAUAUUUUGAUGACCGGAAAAAAGUUGAUGUUGCUAGGACAAAGAGCAGCACAGAUAGUCCGCUCCUGACAAUGGAUAUCAAGAGUGACUCCAAGAUUGAAAGGAAAAAACGUGCCUCAAAUCAGCUGAAGGCAAAUGCACACUUUCAUAAGCUGUUUCUAGAUGUUCCCAUUGACGAGCCCCUGAAACAAAGUUUUACCUGUGCUCUGCAGAAAGAAAUUCUAUACCAAGGAAAGCUAUUCCUUUCUGAAAACUGGAUUUGCUUCCAUUCCAAGGUUUUUGGUAAAGACACUAAGAUUAGUAUACCUGUGCUCUCGGUGACACUUCUGAAAAAAACCAAAACUGCCCUUCUUGUGCCAAAUGCUCUGAUCAUAGCAACAGUCACAGAUAGGUACAUGUUUGUCUCCUUACUCUCCAGAGAUAACACCUACAAGCUAUUAAAAUCUAUCUGUGGACAUCUUGAGGAUACAAGCAUGGGCAACAGUCCAAAUCCCUCUUCUGCAGAAAACAGCUUCAGGGCUGAUCGUCCUACAACUCUGCCCUUGGAUUUCAAUGAAGACUAUUCUGAUCUGGAUGGAAUAGUGCAGCAGCGGAGGCAAGAGAUGGAAGAGUCCAGCAGCACAGGCUCACAGACGCCAGAGCUGGAAUGCUUCCAAGAUUAUCAUGUCGUUGAGACACAGACUCACUUGAAAGUCUCCAAGACUGAGGCAAAGUCUGUCCGUUCAGAUGCACACAGUAAACGCGGUCCUGAUGGCAAGGCCCAAAACAGUCCUCGAAACGGUGAUUCUGAAGCCUUCAGGUUCUUCCACAAAGUGAAGUCACAGAAGUUGUUAUCUCUGAACCAUGUACUUAUAUUUUACGCAGUUCUCGUUUGUGUAUUAAUAUUUUCUACCUUCUAUAUGAGAUAUAAAAUCAAUGUCCUGGAGGAACGUCUUACUUCGAUCACAUCCUUUGAUUCACAUAUUAAGGAACAUCCAGUGCGCCAAGGUUUGGGAUCUCAUCUGCAAAUUAAUGCUGAUGCCCUUUGUGAUGAGUUAACUGCUAAUCUUAUAAAAUUGGAAAAGAUACAGAACAACUUACAAAAACUACUUGAAGAUGGUGAAUGAAACAUCGAUAUUCUUGGACUGCUUCAGACCUCAUUCUCUCUUGACAAACAGUUCCAAAGGAGCUCUGCGGGCCAGAGUUCAAGCUUUAUUUUCAGUGCAAGCCAAGCUUAAACUACUGUAAAGCUCAUGUCAUAAUGCAGAAAGUCAGUUUAUUCUUGAGCAUGUAUCUGUAUGUUUUGAAAACAUACAUGUUUUGAUCUACAUGUAUCUAUAAGUUUUGACAAUAUGGGGAUUUUUUCUUC